This is a messenger RNA of Syngnathus typhle (broad-nosed pipefish), 3119 nucleotides long. RefSeq names its product protein SOGA3-like. The transcript has 12 exons. Bases 116 to 2515 code for a protein of 799 amino acids. Gene Ontology annotation, biological process: regulation of autophagy. NCBI's taxonomy places the organism in Eukaryota, Metazoa, Chordata, Actinopteri, Syngnathiformes, Syngnathidae. The record is from RefSeq and is a predicted model, not a curated record.
GAAAAGCUCCAAAAGCACAGUCGGCUGCGGAGCAGGCUUCUGGAAGGAGGGCUGCUUGCAGUCCGAGCUGAUUCAGUUUCACCUGAAUAAAAGCUUAGGGAAGAAAGGAACAAAGAUGCAGGCCAAAGCAGCCUCCCCCCCUGAGCCUGAGCCUGAGCCUCAGCCCACCCCACAAGUGGCCCCCCAGCAGGACCAGACGCUGCUAGAGGAGGUGGAACGGCUUGAGGAUGAAAAUGAUGAUCUUAAGACUGAAAUUGAGGAGAUGCGAGCAGAGAUGGACGAGAUGCGGGACACUUUCUACGAGGAAGACGCCUGCCAGCUGCACGACAUGCGCAGGGAGUUGGAGAGAGCCAACAAGAACUGCCGAAUACUCCAAUAUCGCCUGAAGAAGGCAGAGAGAAAAAGGGUCCGCUUCACAGAGAGCGGCCAAGUGGAUGGAGAGAUGCUCCGAAGUCUGGAGCAAGACCUCAAGGUGGCAAAGGACGUGUCUGUGCGCUUGCACCAUGAGCUGGAGAACGUGGAGGAGAAGAGGACAAGGACGGAAGAAGAGAACGAGAGGUUAAGGCAGCGACUGAUAGAGGUGGAAGUCACAAAGCAAGCUCUUCACAACGAGCUCGAGAAAGCUAAAGAGCUGUCCCUGAAAAGAAAAGGAAGCAAGGAGCUGCAGAAAGAGAGGAAGGCCCAGCAGACCCCAACUGAGGAAGAAAAUGAGGAUCUGAAGUGCCAAGUGGCCUUCAUCAAAGAAGAGGCGCUCUUGAUGAGGAAAAAGAUGGCAAAGAUAGACAAGGAGAAGGAUCGGCUGGAGCAGGAGCUGCACAAGUAUCGCUCCUUCUACGGGGACGUGGACAGCCCGCUGCCCAAAGGCGAAGCCGGGGGCCCGCCCAGCACGCGGGAAUCCGAGCUCAAGCUCCGCUUGCGCCUGGUGGAGGAGGAAGCCAACAUCCUGGGGAGGAAGAUUGUCGAGUUGGAGGUGGAAAACAGGGGGCUCAAGGCCGAGUUGGACGACAUGAGGGAAGACAGUUUGGUGGCCGCCGGAGCGGAUGGCGACGGGCGCGGAGGGCAGCAGUGCAGAGAGCAGAGCGAGGCGCUGUCUGAGCUCAGGCAGCAGCUGCAACUGGUGGAGGAUGAAGCAGAACUCCUGCGCAGGAAUUUAGCAGAUGUGGAGGAGGAAAACAAAAAGGUUACAAAUGAGCUGAACAAGCUCAAGUACAAAGCUGGAUCCCAUGAAGCUGGCACCAGACACGGGGGAGGAGGAGGAAGCGAGCCGGCUAAAAUGGACGCCCUCCAGGAGGAACUCAAGGCAGCCCGUCUGCAGAUCAAUGAAUUGAGUGGCAAAGUCAUGCAGCUCCAAUAUGAGAACCGAGUGCUGCUAUCUAACAUGCAGCGCUAUGACCUGGCUUCGCACCUGGGCAUACGAAGCAGCCCACGGGACAGUGAUGUUGAGAGCGACGGGGGGCGGGACGAUGACACGCCCUCGGGCGUGGGCUCGGCCUCUGCCUCUGGCUCGGCCUCUGGCUCGGCCUCUGGCUCGGGCUCUGGCUCUGGCUCGGCCUCUGGCUCUGGCUCUGGCUCGGCCUCUGGCUCUGGCUCCUCACCUCGCCUCCUGCCACCUCACCGUAAACGGGAGGGCCCCGUUGGAGGCGAGAGUGACUCGGACGAGGUGAGGAACAUCCGCUGCCUCACCCCAACGCGCUCCCUCUACUCACCUGUGGAGAGCCGUUUUUUAUCCAGAAGCCCGAAGGAGCGGCAGCAAAUGAUAGACAUCCGAACGGAGGCCGAAAGGCUGGGCCGAACCGUGGACCGGCUCAUUGCCGACACCGGCGCCAUCAUUGCUGAGGCUCGGGUGUACGUCACCAACGGCGAGCUCUUUGCUAGCUUGGACGACCUAGACGAAGGCGCUAGGAUCCGAGAGCACGAACUGCUUUAUCGGAUUAACGCGCAGAUGAAAGGCUUCAGGAAGGAGCUGCAGGGCUUCAUUGACCGCUUGGAUGUUCCUAGACAAGAUGACAAAGAACCCGAGGAGCCUCUCUCCCUCAAGCCGUCCGUCCGUCCGUCCAUCUAUCCGUCCGUCCAUCUAUCCGUCCGUCCGUCCAUCCAUCCAUCCAUCGCUCGUGUCAGUCAAGAACUUUGUAGCUACCGGGUUGAGAUCCAAAAGAAGAGUGAGGAGAAAAGAUUGAGUCCAUCUGAAAGUCAACAUCACCAGAGAAGGACGCGGAUAAAAGUGCCCUCAGGUCAAAUGGGGCAACAUGUGAUCUCAGCCAAAUCUACAAUCCACACUGGAUGGCCCUGUCACCCGAUGACACCGGGAGAAACGUCAUGUUGGGAAAAAAACCCCCGGCAGAGUUCAACAGAACUUUGUUUCAAGCGGAGGUGGGCCGACGCGUUCCGCAAGCAGAUGAUUGCCGGCCGGAACCCGAACCGGAUCAGUGUUUACUUCCCUCGCGUUGCCCGGGACGUCAGAUCAACGGUAUCAUCGUCAACUGGUCACCUUUCCGCUUUGAACUUUGAAAGCUGAUGUUUCUCACGCCAUUCUUACAAUCCUCUAUCUCAUUGGACUGGAUUGUUGCUGACGUCACCGAGAUUGUGCUUUGUUUCCUCUGCCGCGUGGAUAGCCGUGCUUACUGAACAAGGACAAGGCCUUAUUGUUGGCGCUAUUUCGACUCAUGAACGGGAGGAACGUGUCAGGACUUGACUCGGCCGACCGACCGACCGACCGAGUAUCAUAUCGGGGCAAAGAAUUUCACCCCAUCACUCUUAAAGCGAUGCCUUAGUUAAACUUGUAAUCGAAUCAGGACCAAGAGGAAUGUUAAACGCAUUUGAGUCCCUUCGUCACAUCUACUGUGCUCAAGGAGUGGAACAGGCUAUACCGCUCUACAAAGGGAAAAAAGAAAGGAAGCCGUCCGUGCACACAUCCGAGAUGGACCGGAAAAAACGGCUGGCUGUGUGCUCGCCCCUCCCCUCCCGUGUCUGCUCACAAUCUACGUAAUUGGCGUCCGCGUCACCUGCCUUCUCUCUUGACCAGUAGAGGGCAGUAUCGUUGAGACUAGAGUGACAGCUCCCCUUGAAAGGCUCAAAUCACCCUCUCUCUCUCUCUCUCUCUCUCUCUCUCUCUCUCUCUC